CUCACACCCACACUCCUCACGCUCACUAGGCAGACCUUCCUGCCGCCGGUACGCACACCUCUGACGCAACGCCGCUGAUGACUCGGAUAGCCUUCGCUCCGUAGAGCUCCAUCUCUCAUAGACUCAGCACGACCACCCGCCUCCUUGCUCUCCACAACUCCUCUUCACCAAUUCGGUGAUGAGCAGCCGAGGAAACAAGCAUGCUCGCCUCGUCAAGGUCCAUCUCCUCCCUGCUCGCAUUGUCUCUGGUCACUCUCCUGGCCUCUAUCGGUCUCAGACACAUAACUCAGCAGCGCGCACGAUCACCACUCGAGCAUGACGUGGAAGAGCUGCUCCUCUCCGGGAAAGCAAAGGAGCGCUGGGCAGACUGGAAGGAUUUUGAUUGGGCUACAAAGGGAGCAAAGAGGAAGCUCAGGCCGCGCCUACCUAGGCGUGAUCAAGAGAUGAGGGACCUGAUUUGGGGAGAUGUUCAAUUCCUGCAUACGACAGAUAUACAUGGCUUCUACCUCCCCCAUCACUCGCCCGUGCCACCGGCCACGUCUUCCUCUGCUGACUGGGCAGACUGGGUAUCUUUCAUAGACAGAAUGAGGUACAAGGCCCAGUCUGAAGGUAGAGACCUCGUUGUGGUAGAUACUGGCGAUCUUGUCACCGGACAUGGACUGUCGGAUGCUAGACAUGACGUUCCGCCUGGCUUAUUCUCAAAUCAGAUCUUCGCUCUGGCAGAUUACGAUGUCCUGACAGUCGGGAACCACGAGCUGUAUACGCUAGAAGGGGUACAAGCCCUACAAUCAGACUUUAUACCACACUGGAGUGAUCGCUAUGUAACGUCCAACGUCAAUUACACCUCUUCCGAGAAUGGGUCUAUCUCUCGCACUUCGUCGCUUGGCUCGCAAUACACCUCGUUCGUCCUGCCACAGACAGGUCUGCGCCUCACAUCGUUGGGCAUCCUCUUUGACUUCACCUCGCCAGUUGAAGGCAUUUCAAUCAGACCACCUGCUAGCAUACUCGGCGAGGCCUGGUACAAGGACUUGAUGUAUAGCAGAAUCGGCCACGAGACGGAUAUCUGGCUCAUAGCUGGGCAUAUGCCACUAGAUGGGCCCGAGGAUGAAUGGGAUGAGCUUAUAGAGGGGAUGAGACGAUGGGAAAGCGUAGGACAGAAGCCAAUCGUUGGUCUAGGUGGCCAUACGCAUUUGAGAAAUUGCAGACAAGACUCAAAUACCAUCAUUCUGCAAUCUGGCCGCUACCACGAGACAGCGGGUUUCGUCUCCGUUGCCUUUCCUGAGCGUCACUUGGUAUCCCACAAUUCCUCUCGCUCAUUGGGAGCUCCCAUGUUCUCCCGGCGCUACAUCGAUCUCAACCCUCUCAACUUAGCUCAUCAUCUGGGCCUCUCGCUGCACAACGGCUCCUUGACGACUCCUUUUGGCCACUACGUGCGCCAUAUCUUACACUCUCUCGCCGCGAAGUGGAAGCUGGAAGAGGUGCACGGCUUUGCGCCUCAAGAUUGGUUUCUGGAGCGCUACGCUGCCAGUGAUGAGAGGAGCAUCCUGAAGGGCACAAGGGAUGUGCUGGUCCGAAUCUUCAAGAAGACUUACGAGACAGGAGGCGAAGAGCAGCAGAUGCGAAUCGCCCUGAUCAACUCAGGUAGCCUUCGAAAUGAUCUCAGAAAGGGGCCGUUCACCAAUAGCGAUCAAUUCGUUGUCUCGCCCUUUUCAGAUUCGUUUCACUCCAUCCACUCUGUGCCCCUCUCUCUUGCCAAGCGUCUGAUCGCUCGCCUGAAUGGUGACGGAGGAGACGACCCUUUCACGCCUGACGUCGAGGCUGGAGACCGGGGUGUGGGACCGGCCGUCAACUCUUUCGAUGAGGAUGGCAGGUCAGAAGGCUAUGUCACCGUCGAUGGGUGUGGUGUGGAUGGAAGAGACGGUGAUGAUACCAUUCACCGACCUGUCCCCCUCGUCCCAUUCGAGCCACCGUACAUCGUCGCCCUCGCCUCUCCUGCUCCUCCGUCUUCUGCAAAGGCAUCUAAUGCUACGCAACUGGUGGAAAUAGUGACGGUGCAGUACCUCCUGCCCCGUCUGCUCUCCCUACUGGACGAGCUCGCCUCGGAGGCAGAGUAUUCCUCUAGCGAUCAACCCAAGUCUGCUGCACAACUACAUGCACAGUCACAACCUUCGCACGAAUGGAAGGUGACACUCCUCGACGAAGGCAAGGUGAAGACGCGCGACCUGUGGCGGAUCCAAGCAGAGGAGCUGUGGAGCGAAGAGUGGGAGGGCAAGUGGGAGAGGUAUGGCCGUGAAGCGGAGCGGCGAGGACAUGAGAUUUACGAGGGGUGAUGGGAGAGCUCAUGGCAAGGGGAGGAGCGAGAGGGGGUAACGCAUGAUGGGCGAUGUGACUUGUUGUUUUGGCAUUGCCUGCGAAGCUUAGCUUGCUUGUAUAGAUGGUGAAUCGGGUAGAUGCUCUACAUAUAAAUGACCUUUCUUGCCCUCGCCUGCUGACCUCCUUUGGCACAUCUCUCGCUUUCCCCUUUAUCCUUGCAUUCACAUUCACAUUAUCAUCUCCUCAGUCCUUCCAACAGCCAUCUGCAGCACUUCCUCCUGCCUACCAUCCUGUAGCACAAUCACCCCUUCUUCCUCGCCCUCCACCGGUCGCUGUAGCGUCUCUAGCUGACUCUUGAGCAUGCUCUCCUUCAUGAAAUGACCCUUCCUCUCAUGCAUGCGCCGGAGGAGCUCCUCGGGAGUGACUUCGACGUAGAUGUG
This is a messenger RNA of Microstroma glucosiphilum, 2753 nucleotides long. Its product is annotated as Metallo-dependent phosphatase. The record is from RefSeq and is a predicted model, not a curated record. Gene Ontology annotation, molecular function: hydrolase activity. Gene Ontology annotation, biological process: nucleotide catabolic process. Gene Ontology annotation, cellular component: cytosol. The transcript is spliced from 8 exons. Lineage: Eukaryota; Fungi; Basidiomycota; Exobasidiomycetes; Microstromatales; Microstromataceae. The coding region runs from base 201 to 2330 and encodes 709 amino acids.